This is a messenger RNA of Lotus japonicus, 450 nucleotides long. RefSeq lists its product as uncharacterized. Gene Ontology annotation, molecular function: nucleic acid binding. The transcript has a single exon. NCBI's taxonomy places the organism in Eukaryota, Viridiplantae, Streptophyta, Magnoliopsida, Fabales, Fabaceae. The coding region runs from base 1 to 450 and encodes 149 amino acids. The record is from RefSeq and is a predicted model, not a curated record.
AUGGAGUCUGCAAACAAGGUUAUCUUGAAAGGACUCCGCAAGAGAUGUGGAGAGUCUAAGGGUGCAUGGAUAAAUGAGUUUCCAGUGGUUCUAUGGUCUUAUAACACGACUCCUCAGUCAGCAACUGGCGAGACACCUUAUAGGCUAGUCUAUGGGGAGGAUGCCAUGAUAUCAUUAGAACUAAGUGAAAGGACUUGGCGGGUGGCAGUCUUCAACGAAGAGGAAAAUGAAGCCAACUUGAAGGCGAGUUUGGACCUCCUACCUGAGGCUCGAGAAGAUGCUCACUUAAGGGAAGUUGUUGUGAAACAGCGGGCAGGCAGGGGAUACAACGCAAAGCUUGUUCCGCAACAAAUUGAAGAAGGUGAUUUGGUUUUACGGCGAAAAACGAGGUCGUUUGAUGACAACAAGCUCACCUCGAACUGGGAAGGACCGUUUAGAGUCCUGAGAUAG